AUGCCAGCCAGUCGGGGCAAUGAGCAGGGCAGGACAGAGGAAAGGAAGGGGAGGAGUGUUGGCUCUGAAAGCCGACUGACCCCGUUGUGACAUCACAUCACAACAACACACACAAGCAGACUGGCCCGUGGCCAUUCACUCUCUAGCUCACGGCGCUCAGAAAGAGGUCAAGCCCGUUUUAGCCACUCACGUGGCACGUGGGACUGUGAUGUCACAGCGCCAGGGUUCUGAAGCCGGAAGAGUGCCAGGGUUGUCCCUCUGCCCUGGAAAAUGGGUAAACUGCCAAGUCAACUGAUCCUGACUAAGUUAAGCUGGGGUGAACCAGUCAAACUUUUGUUAAUUUCUGCUCACUAAUGCACACACACACACACACACACACACACACACACACAAACACACACAGCUUUACACACACAAACACACACAACCUAACCCUUUAAGCCUAAAAUUGCAUUCUAACAAAUUCAGGACAUGGAAAAAGUCCUGACUUUAAAAAAUGUUUUAUCUUACCUUGUCAGGACAUUCUGGUCCUGAUAAUGUAGGAAAACAUGUACACACACACGCAGCAAUAAAACCAUUUCCUGUAUGCGCAGUUAUGGUUUUACAAUCUACAAAUGAUUAGAAGGAGAGGGUUAUGAAAGAGGCUGUGAAAUCAACAGUGGUAAGGAUGGAGACGUGUACAUAGGCUGCGUCUCAAGCUACACCAUAUUCCCUAAGUGCACUACUUUUGAACAGGACCAACUGUGGGCCGUUCUGGCUCAGACGAGGCAUACUUAUCCAAGGCUUGCUUGUUUACUUACUUACUUUUGACCAGGGCCCAUAGGUUGCCAUUUGGGACAUAACCAUAUUUUCCUCAGUUUCAACACGGUGUGAAUUUGUGCAAAAAAAUUAUUCAUGUCCACAACUCUAUGAUUUAUUGAAGACGCACAGACAGACAAUGGUUGCAUCCCAAAUUGGACCCUAUUCCCUAUUUAGUGCACUACUUUUGGUCAAAAGUAAUGCACUACAUAUGGAAUAGGGUGAUCUUUGUCGGGUAAUUUAUUAGUUUUGUUUCCGUCUAGCACCUGACUACUGGAUGUGCGUAUUUCUCCUCCCCACUGAAUAAGUCAUCUUAUCUCCCAGCUUGAGGAGUUAUUACUUAUUAAGCGAAACAUUGUUAAGUCUGGAAGCAUCGUUCAGAGUGCAUCUGCUCUGUUGGAAGAACACAUUCUAAUCCAAAUGGCAUCCUAGUCCUUUUAUAGUGCACUACUUUUGACCAGGACCCAUAGAGCUCUGGUCAAAAGGAGUGCACUAUAUAGGUAAUGGGGUGCCAUUUGGGAUGCAUUCCAAGUCUUAGUGAGAUCUAAAGAAAGAACGAAGACCGACAGCACCCAGAAUAAAACAACCUCACUGUCUGCUGUCUACGUCAGAUUCAGGGAACGCUCCAGCGCUUCUGAGAUGCUUCUAGUAAACAUCAGCGAGAGAGGAAGGGAAGGAGAGAGAGGGAGAGAAAGAGGGAGGAAUGGAGAGAGAGAGGAAGGGAGAGAGGAUGACUUGUUUUCUGCCCUGUUUUCGUAUUGGACUGGCUCUAACUGGAUUAUAUGUGCCUGUUCAGUGUGUGUGUGAGAAAGAGAGAGCAUGUGUGUGCGCGCGCAUGUGUGUGUGUGUGUGUGUGUGUGCGCGCGCACGUUUGUGUGUGUGAGAGAGAGUGUGUGUGUGUGUGGUUAUAAGGUCACACGCUGGGUAACGAGAUGAGCUGGUUCUGUGUGUUGGGACGUAAGUCGUGACGUCUCUCAGCCCAAACACUGACACACACACACACACUGACACACACAGACCGUUUAGGAUGGACACAGUGGCCCAGGAUCAGACAAGGGAUUGCCUGUUUGUGUCAGUAAACUUUGACGGUUGGUCUUAUCUCUUAGAGAUACAUCAACUCUUCUCUCUCCACAGGUAGUGACAGACAGUGUACCUGUCCCAAAUGUAACCGUUUCCCCUAUAUAGUGCACUUCUUUUGACCAGAGCUUUAUGGGCCCUGGUCAAAAGUAGUGCACUAUAGGAAUAGGGUGCCAUUUGGGGCACACACUUGUUUUCUUAUCCUAAAUUGACCCUCUCUGUAUCCCUCUGAGUGUUUUAGCAGUGAUGACCUAAUGACAUCAUAUUAUGGGAGAACCAGACCUGGAGCUUGGCCUCACCAGGCGAGGGUUGUGUUCAUUAAGCAGAAAACGGAAGAAGGGAAGUUUCCCCAGGUACAGAUCUAGUAUCAGCUUCCCCUCCCCCAAUCCUAACCUUAACCAUUAGUGGAGAAAAUGCCAAACUGACACAAGAUCAGCGUUUAGGCGCACGUUCACCCUCCACCUAAUGUAACAUUCUUGGUAGUUUUUUUAAAUAUAGAUUUUUUAAUCAUUUAGCAGAUGUUAUUAUCUAGAGCGACUUACAGGAGCAAUUAUGGUUAAGUGCCUUGCUCAAGGGCACAUCGACAGAUCUUUUCACCCUGUCGGUUUGGAUAUUCGAACCAGCGACCUUUCCGUUACUGGCCCAACGCUCUAACCGCUAGCCUACCUGCCGCCCUGCAGUUGUCGUGUUGUGGCUUGAAUGUCCUGACAAGAUGUAUCACAGUCAUUUGUAUCUUGAAUAAAAGUUGAGAUAUUUCCCUCAACAACCUCCUGUGUGGUUUAUAAUGCAGUAAUGCCUCCAGGAAAGAUUGAAGAAGCAGACUUGAAGGGGUGUGUGCUUGCGCGCGCUCAUGUGUGCGUGGUGAGUUAUGAUUGAAUAUACUGUAUAUGCUGUGCGUGGCUCAGCAUGGACGGAGAGCCUAAUAAUAUCUGACAGGUGUUAUUGUUUUGGAAAAUAAAAACACGGACGUGAAAGUUUUCAGCACUCUCUUAAGUUACAUAUGUGCCUUUACAGUGAGGGAAAAAAGUAGUUGAUCCCCUGCUGAUUUUGUACGUUUGCCCACUGACAAAGACAUGAUCAGUCUAUAAUUUUAAUGGUAGGUUUAUUUGAACAGUGAGAGACAGAAUAACAACAAGAAAAUCCAGAAAAACGCAUGUCAAAAAUGUUAUAAAUUGAUUUGCAUUUUAAUGAGGGAAAUAAGUAUUUGACCCCUCUGCAAAACAUGACUUAGUACUUGGUGGCAAAACCCUUGUUGGCAAUCACAGAGGUCAGACGUUUCUUGUAGUUGGCCACCAGGUUUGCACACAUCUCAGGAGGGAUUUUGUUCCACUCCUCUUUGCAGAUCUUCUCCAAGUCAUUAAGGUUUCGAGGAUGACGCUUGGCAACUCGAACCUUCAGCUCCCUCCACAGAUUUUCUAUGGGAUUAAGGUCUGGAGACUGGCUAGGCCACUCCAAGACCUUAAUGUGCUUCUUCUUGAGCCACUCCUUUGUUGCCUUGGCCGUGUGUUUUGGGUCAUUGUCAUGCUGGAAUACCCAUCCAUGACCCAUUUUCAAUGCCCUGGCUGAGGGAAGAAGGUUCUUACCCAAGAUUUGACGGUACAUGGCCCCGUCCAUCGUCCCUUUGAUGCGGUGAAGUUGUCCUGUCCCCUUAGCAGAAAAACACCCCCAAAGCAUAAUGUUUCCACCUCCAUGUUUGACGGUGGGGAUGGUGUUCUUGGGGUCAUAGGCAGCUUUCCUCCUCUUCCAAACACGGCGAGUUGAGUUGAUGCCAAAGAGCUCGAUUUUGGUCUCAUCUGACCACAACACUUUCACCCAGUUCUCCUCUGAAUCAUUCAGAUGUUCAUUGGCAAACUUCAGACGGCCCUUUAUAUGUGCUUUCUUGAGCAGGGGGACCUUGCGGGUGCUGCAGGAUUUCAGUCCUUCACGGCGUAGUGUGUUACCAAUUGUUUUCUUGGUGACUAUGGUCCCAGCUGCCUUGAAAUCAUUGACAAGAUCCACCCGUGUAGUUCUGGGCUGAUUCCUUACCGUUCUCAUGAUCAUUGCAACUCCACGAGGUGAGAUCUUGCAUGGAGCCCCAGGCCGAGGGAGAUUGACAGUUCUUUUGUGUUUCUUCCAUUUGCGAAUAAUCGCACCAACUGUUGUCACCUUCUCACCAAGCUGCUUGGCCAUGGUCUUGUAGCCCAUUCCAACCUUGUAUAGGUCUACAAUCUUGUCCCUGACGUCCUUGGAGAGCUCUUUGGUCUUGGCCAUGGUGGAGAGUUUGGAAUCUGAUUGAUUGAUUGCUUCUGUGGACAGGUGUCGUUUAUACAGGUAACAAACUGAGAUUAGGAGCACUCCCUUUAAGAGUGUGCUCCUAAUCUCAGCUCAUUAUCUGUAUAAAAGACACCUGGGAGCCAGAAAUCUUUCUGAUUGAGAGGGGGUCAAAUACUUAUUUCCCUCAUUAAAAUGCAAAUCAAUUUAUAACAUUUUUGACAUGCGUUUUUUUUGAUUUUGUUGUUAUUCUGUCUUUCACUGUUCAAAUAAACCUACCAUUAAAAUUAUAGACUGAUAAUUUCUUUGUCAGUGGGCAAACGUACAAAAUCAGCAGGGGAUCAAAUACUUUUUUCCCUCACUCUACAGUGGGGAAAAAAAGUAUUUAGUCAGCCACCAAUUGUGCAAGUUCUCCCACUUAAAAAGAUGAGAGAGGCCUGUAAUUUUCAUCAUAGGUGCACGUCAACUAUGACAGACAAAUUGAGAAAAAAAAUCCAGAAAAUCACAUUGUAGGAUUUUUAAUGAAUUUAUUUGCAAAUGAUGGUGGAAAAUAAGUAUUUGGUCACCUACAAACAAGCAAGAUUUCUGGCUCGCACAGACCUGUAACUUCUUCUUUAAGAGGCUCCUCUGUCCUCCACUCGUUACCUGUAUGAAUGGCACCUGUUUGAACUUGUUAUCAGUAUAAAAGACACCUGUCCACAACCUCAAACAGUCACACUCCAAACUCCACUAUGGCCAAGACCAAAGAGCUGUCAAAGGACACCAGAAACAAAAUUGUAGACCUGCACCAGGCUGGGAAGACUGAAUCUGCAAUAGGUAAGCAGCUUGGUUUGAAGAAAUCAACUGUGGGAGCAAUUAUUAGGAAAUGGAAGACAUACAAGACCACUGAUAAUCUCCCUCGAUCUGGGGCUCCACGCAAGAUCUCACCCCGUGGGGUCAAAAUUAUCACAAGAACGGUGAGCAAAAAUCCCAGAACCACACGGGGGGACCUAGUGAAUGACCUGCAGAGAGCUGGGACCAAAGUAACAAAGCCUACCAUCAGUAACACACUACGCCGCCAGGGACUCAAAUCCUGCAGUGCCAGACGUGUCCCCCUGCUUAAGCCAGUACAUGUCCAGGCCCGUCUGAAGUUUGCUAGAGUGCAUUUGGAUGAUCCAGAAGAGGAUUGGGAGAAUGUCAUAUGGUCAGAUGAAACUUUUUGGUAAAAACUCAACUCGUCGUGUUUGGAGGACAAAGACUGCUGAGUUGCAUCCAAAGAACACCAUACCUACUGUGAAGCAUGGGGGUGGAAACAUCAUGCUUUGGGGCUGUUUUUCAGCAAAGGGACCAGGACGACUGAUCCGUUUAAAGGAAAGAAUGAAUGGGGCCAUGUAUCGUGAGAUUUUGAGUGAAAACCUCCUUCCAUCAGCAAGGGCAUUGAAGAUGAAACGUGGCUGGGUCUUUCAGCAUGAAAAUGAUCCCAAACACACCGCCCGGGCAACGAAGGAGUGGCUUCGUAAGAAGCAUUUCAAGGUCCUGGAGUGGCCUAGCCAGUCUCCAGAUCUCAACCCCAUAGAAAAUCUUUGGAGGGAGUUGAAAGUCCGUGUUGCCCAGCGACAGCCCCAAAACAUCACUGCUCUAGAGGAGAUCUGCAUGGAGGAAUGGGCCAAAAUACCAGCAACAGUGUGUGGAAACCUUGUGAAGACUUACAGAAAACGUUUGACCUGUGUCAUUGCCAACAAAGGGUAUAUAACAAAGUAUUGAGAAACUUUUGUUAUUGACCAAAUACUUAUUUUCCACCAUAAUUUGCAAAUAAAUUCAUUAAAAAUCCUACAAUGUGAUUUUCUGGAUUUUUUUUCUCAUUUUGUCUGUCAGAGUUGACGUGUACCUAUGAUGAAAAUUACAGGCCUCUCUCAUCUUUUUAAGUGGGAGAACUUGCACAAUUGGUGGCUGACUAAAUACUUUUUUCCCCCACUGUAUGUGUAGUACUCUGUUUAGUUUGUUCUGGCUCUCGUACGAAGUAAGUAAUACAGCACAUUUGCAAUGCAUAGGUUGUCCUGCUUGUACUCCCUCAGGGAGGCCAACUUUAUUUGUGUGGCUGCAUGUGAGUAUUUCCAUCUCCUCACUUUUCUCUGAUGAAUCCCCUUUCCGAUUGUUUGGGGCAUCCGGAAAAAAGCUUGUCCGGAGAAGACAAGGUGAUCGCUACCAUCAGUCCUGUGUCAUGCCAACAGUAAAGCAUCCUGAGACCAUUCAUGUGUGGGGUUGCUUCUCAGCCAAGGGAGUGGGCUCACUCACAAUUUUGCCUAAGAACACAUCCAUGAAUAAAGAAUGGUACCAACACAUCCAACUUCUCCCAACCAUCCAAUAACAAUUUGGUGACGAACAAUGCCUUUUCCAGCAUGAUGGAGCACCUUGCCAUAAGGCAAAAGUGAUAACUAAGUGGCUCGGGGAACAAAACAUCGACAUUUUGGGUCCAUGGCCAGGAAACUCCCCAGACCUUAAUCCCAUUGAGAACUUAUGGUCAAUCCUCAAAAGGCGGGUGGACAAUCAAAAACCCACAAAUUCUGACAAACUCCAAGCAUUGAUUAUGCAAGAAUGGGCUGCCAUCAGUCAGGGUGUGGCCCAGAAGUUAAUUGACAGCAUGCCAGGGCGGAUUGCAGAGGUCUUGAAAAAGAAGGGUCAACACUGCAAAUAUUGACUCUUUGCAUAAACUUAAUGUAAUUGUCAAUAAAAGCCUUUGACACUUAUGGAAUGCUUGUAAUUAUACUUCAGUAUACCAUAGUAACAUCUGACAAAAAUAUCUCAUAACACUGAAGCAGCAAACUUUGUGAAGACCAAUACUUGUGUCAUUCUCGACUGUACACAUCUUUGUAAGGUUACAAAAUUCCACUAACUUUUUUCCAGUUUUUCCAGAAAUCCAGGAUGGAGGAUUCCAGAAUGUCUGCUUAUUUACGCCUGAUUCCAGGAAUCUUCCAAGUGGGAUUUCUGGAAAACCUGGGAAUAUUUGGACAUUUCCCAGAGUUUUGGGAACCCGAUAUCUGAGUCUCUGUGUUCUUCUCAUCCUCCAGGUUUGCCAAGAUUGAGAUCAGUGCCUCCAAGCCGAUCAUCCCAUUCAGAGAGACCGUGAUCAGACCACCCAAAGUGGACAUGGUCAAUGAAGACCUGGGGAAACAACAGAAGGUGGGUGUGUGUGUGUAUCUUUUAACAGAUCUGUUGACAUCUCAAACGACACCCCACAUACUAGUAGUGUACUACAAUUGAAGAGGCAGCAGCAAUCUAUGUGCACUAUUACAUUUACAUUUUAGACAUUUAGCAGACGCUCUUAUCCAGAGCGACUUACAACUAUCUAACCCUACUCUCCUGUGUGUGUGUGUUCUCGUGUGUGUGUUCUCGUGUGUGUUGUGUGUGUGUGUGUGUGCGCGUAGGUGGCUGUGCUCCACCAGGUGAAAGAGUCAGACACCCUGCACCUGGACCCCAGUGGCCUGGUCACCCUCACCACCCCCAACAGACAGGCCACCGUGGGGGUACGGGCCAUACCACUACCCGAAGGUGAAAGAGAGUUGGGUGGUUGAGUUUGUGAGGGUGUGUGUGGGUUUGUCAGUGUGUGUUGAUGUUUGUUGUUGUCAGACUUUCUUCUUAAGUCUAUAGUUAAGGGGAAAAAAUGGCAGUUAAGAAGACAUUUCUUCUUAAGAAGGUUUUGUGAAUCUGGGCCCUGAUCCUGAUCAUAAAGUGUCCUGUUUUGUGUAGAGGUGACUCUUCUACUGGAGGAUAGUGCUGACUUGAUCCGGACCCUGGAGCAGGCAGGUCAGGCCCAGAGGGAGGGGAGGACCCUGGACAUGAGUACCCGGACCCUGGAUGCCCUGAUGGGGAUGAAGAGCAGGCUGGAGGCCCUGCUGCAGGGGAGGAAGUGGAGGAACGCAGUGGACCGGAUAUGGGCCUUCGGACCACGCAGGUAUUUCAUAUGGGUUGAGACGGGAUGGUAUGCAGGUAUUUCAGGGUGUUUCAUAUGGGUUGGGAUGGUAUGCAGGUACAUUACAUGAGCAAAAGUAUGUGGACACCUGCUUGUCGAACAUCUCAUUCCAAAAUCAUGGUCAUUAAUAUGGAGUUGGUCCCCCCUUUGCUGCUAUAACAGCCUCCACUCUUUUGGGAAGGCUUUCCACUAGAUGUUGGAACAGUGCUGUGGGGACUUGCGUCCAUUCAGCCACGAGCAUUAGUGAGGUUGGGCGAUUAGGCCUGGCUCGCAGUCGGCGUUCCAAUUCAUCCCAAAGGUGUUCGAUGGGGUUGAGGUCAGGCUCUGUGCAAGCCAGUCAAGUUCUUCCACACCGAUCUAGACAAACCAUUUCUGUAUGGACCUUGCUUUCUGCACGGGGGCAUUGUCAUGCUGAAACAGGAAAGGGCCUUCCCCUAACUGUUGCCACAAAGUUGGAAGCACAGAAUCGUCUAGAAUGUCAUUGUAUGCCGUAGCGUUAAGAUUUCCCUUCACUGGAACUAAGGGGCCUAGCCUGAACCAUAAAAAACAGCCCCAGACCAUUAUUCCUCCUCCACCAAACUUUACAGUUGGCACUAUGCAUUGGGGAAGGUAGCGUUCUCCUGGCAUCCGCCAAACCCAGAUUCGUCCGUCGGACUGCCAGAUGGUAAAGCGUGAUUCAUCACUCCAGAGAACGCGUUUCCACUGCUCCAGAGUCCAAUGGCGGCGAGCUUUACACCACUCCAGCCGACGCUUGGCAUUGUGCAUGGUGAUCUUAGGCUUGUGUACGGCUGCUCGGCCAUGGAAACCCAUUUCAUGUAGCUCCCGACUAAAGUUAUUGUGCUGACGUUGCUUCCAGAGGCAGUUUGGAACUCAGUAGUGAGUGUUGUAACCGAGGACAGACCAUUUUUUUCAGCACUCGCCGGUCCGGUUCUGUGAGCUUGUGUGGCCUACCGCUUUGCUGCUGAGCCAUUGUUGCUCCUAGACGUUUCCACCUCACAAUAACAGCACUUACAGUUGACUGGGGCAGCUCUAGCAGGGCAGAAAUGUGAAGAAACUGACUUGUUGGAAAGGUGGCAUCCUAUGACAGUGCCAUGUUGAAAUUCACUGAGCUCUUCAGUAAGGCCAUUCUACUGCCAAUGUUUGUCUGUGGAGAUUGCAUGGCUGUGUGCUCGGUUUAUACACCUGUGAGCAACGGGUGUGGCUGAAAUAGUGGAAUCCAUUAAUGUAAAGGGGUGUCCACAUACUUUUGUUUAUAUCAUGUAUUUCAGGGUAUUUCAUGUGGGUUGGGAUGGGAUGGUAUGCAGGUAUUUCAGGAUAUUUCAUAUGGGAUGACAUUUUGUGUUAUUUUAUAUGAGAUGAAAUGGUUUGCUAUGCAGGUAUUUCAUGGUAAUUAAUACGGCCUUGUUGUUCUUAUUAGGUAUGGACCAAACAUCCUACUGAACAGCGUAGAGGGGUACCAGAGACCGUCCGUGUGGCACUGCCUCGAACGAGAGAAGGGAGAGAAUGAGGGAGGGGAGAAAGCUGAGGCUGGCUCCAUCCGAGACUUUGACAACAGCGUUGUCAGCGGUUUCCAGCUCGCCACCCUCUCUGGUCCCAUGUGCGAGGAGCCCCUCAUGGGCGUCUGCUUCUCCGUGGAGAGAUGGGACAUUAACUUCCCCACCCAGGGGACCCACCUGGAGUCUGUGACUGAAGAAGACGCCAACUCCCAUGAUGCAUCAGCGUCCAUUUCCGAAAGCCCCGGUGAGGCUGGAGGUCAGCAGGAGGCCUCAGGCAAGGCAGGGGUAGUGGGUGAGACGCCUCCCCAGGCAGAGGGUGCCGUGGCUGGGGCGAGCCAGGGGAGACGCAGGGCGGAGGUUGGGGCCGGGCUAGUGGACUGCUACGGGCCGUUCUCUGGCCAGCUCAUAGCUGCUGUGAAGGAGGCUUGUCGACACGCGUUCCAGGCCAAACCUCAGAGACUCAUGGCUGCUAUGUAUACCUGUGAGAUAAUGGCUACAGCAGAGGUGUUAGGUAAGAGGCUUAGCAGUACACACACGAUAGAACACACAGACACACACACACGAUACGACACACACACACAAAAUAGAACACACACACAGACACGCACACACGAUAGAACACACAGACACACACACGCGAUAGAACAUACAAACACACGGCAGAACACACAGACACACACACAUGAUAGAACACACAGACUCACACGAUAGAACACACACUGGGCAAAACACAAACUAACCACUGAUGUCUUAGGUAAAUAGCUAAAACACAACACACACAAACCCCUUCAAGUCUGCUUCUUCAAUCUUUCCUGGAGGCAUUACUGCAUUAUAAACCACACAGGAGGUUGAGGGAAUUAUAUAAACUUUUAUUCAAGAUACAAAUGACUGUGAUACAUCUUGUCAGGACAUUAAAGCCACGACAUGACAACUAAACUACCAAGAAUGUAACACCAGGUGGAGGGUGAAGUUGCUGCACAAAACUCACAUUCUAGUGUGAUAGGAGUCCAUUGGACUAGUAAUAUUAUACAGUGGGGGAAAAAAGUAUUUAGACAGCCACCAAUUGUGCAAGUUCUCCCACUUAAAAAGAUGAGAGAGGCCUGUAAUUUUCAUCAUAGGUACACGUCAACUAUGACAGACAAAAUGAGAAGAAAAGAAAUCCAGAAAAUCAGGUCUACAAUUUUGUUUCUGGUGUCCUUUGACAGCUCUUUGGUCUUGGCCAUAGUGGAGUUUGGAGUGUGACUGUUUGAGGUUGUGGACAGGUGUCUUUUAUACUGAUAACAAGUUCAAACAGGUGCCAUUAAUACAGGUAACGAGUGGAGGACAGAGGAGCCUCUUAAAGAAGUUGUUACAGGUCUGUGAGAGCCAGAAAUAUUGCUUGUUUGUAGGUGACCAAAUACUUAUUUCCACCAUAAUUUGCAAAUAAAUUCAUUAAAAAUCCUACAAUGUGAUUUUCUGGAAAAAAAAUCUCAAUUUGUCUGUCAUAGUUGACGUGUACCUAUGAUGAAAAUUACAGGCCUCUCUCAUCUUUUUAAGUGGGGGAACUUGCACAAUUGGUGGCUGAUUAAAUACUUUUUUCCCCCACUGUAUAUUAUCCCAUCCCAAAUCUCUUAACUCAUCCACUAAAAUGUAGAGAAAACAUUCAUGAUGAUACAGUAUUGGUUGAUAUUUAUUAACAGAAAAUAUUGCCUGGUAACCACCCCCAUUAUUACUAUCCAUGCUCGAGAAAUAUUCUAACAUUUGUCUUUGGAGUGUAGUGUAAAUGAUCACCAACUCUUGUUUUCUAAGGGUGCGUCCCAAAUGUCACCCAUUUCCCUGUAUAGUGCACUACUUUUGGUCAUCAUUAAGAUUAAAAUGAGCCUUGCCCAACUUAUGUUAGGGAUAAUCAAUAAACCGAUAAUAAACCAUAUCUGAACAGCAUGUUUAGCAGUCACAUCCAUGUCCAGAAAAAGUGCUCAGCCAGCCAAAUCACCAGAAUGAAGUGUGUUAUUAUGAGCCCAUUUCAGAAACAAUAUUUAUUUUUACUCACUUUUGCAAUGCUAGCAUCCCUUUAAAUGGGUCGUUUGUCAAGCUCUUCUAAUAGCUUGUUGUGAAUACCAAUGCUCUCCGCUCUAUAUACCCCCACUAGGAAAACGUAGUUUCAUUAGUAUCGAUGAAUGUGAUCCAUAUUUUAAUUACAUGAUGUAUAUUAAAAUAGAUGUUUACUUCACUACAAGGUCUUAUACCAUUUAGUGGAGAAAUAGACUUGAUCAUUACUUUCAUUACAUCGUGUGCAUUUUUUAGAUGUAAUCAAUAGUUUGAUUAGAUCAUGCAUAUAAAUACAUCAAUAGUUCGAUUAGAUUGACCACAUCGUUUCAUACAAACAAUCAUCUGAUUAGACUGUGUAUAGCCAGCCACACUGUUCACAUGGACAGAGUACACAUGUUAAGCCACUUCUACUAAUUGUCCUGUUUGUGUGCCUCUGUAUGUGCAAAUCUGUGUGUGUGUGUGUGUGUGUGUGUGUGUGUGUGUGUGUGUGUGUGUGUGUGUGUGUGUGUGUGUGUGUGUGUGUGUGUGUGUGUGUGUGUGUGUCCAGGUCGUGUGUACGGGGUCCUGGGGAAGAGAGAGGGCCGUGUGUUACAGGAGGAGAUGAAGGAGGGGACGGAGAUGUUCAUCAUCAAGGCGGUCCUUCCUGUGGCCGAGAGCUUCGGAUUCGCAGACGAGAUACGCAAGAGGACCAGUGGAUUGGCUAGUCCACAACUGGUCUUCAGCCACUGGGAGGUGAGGCUCACACACAUACACCCAGUCAUGUGCUUCCUUGUGCAGACACAUACGCUCACUCACUUACUCACACACACACACACACACACACACACACACACACACACACACACACACACACACACACACACACACACACACACACACACACACACAACACACACACAUACAAAUGCACACACAAACACAUGCCAGGCUCACUCCAUGCCAUCUGGCCAGGUCUUUUUUUUUGGGGGGGGGGGGGGGUUGUGAGCUGCAACUCAUCAGUCUGAAAAUAGGUGCUUUUAUUUUUAGCUCUUAAUAAUUGAAUGGCUUCAUAAAUAAAGGAAUAAAGGAAAUCACAAUGCUGAAAUAGGAUCAGUGUUUAUUUCACCCUUGUCUCUCUAGAACUCAGUAUGGGGUGAAUCCUAACUAGUCUCCCAUUGACAUCAAUACAUGACUUCUCUGACAAUCUCUGGCUCAUCCUUAUUAUACCCCUUUCAUAUACUGACAAAAAUCUUCUGUAUACCUUCUUGUUUAUAUCUGAAAGGGGUAAGGGGUAAAAAAAAAACAUGGUAUAUUAAAACCCACAUCAAAACCUGGUCAUGAAACCAGACCCUGUAACUAAAAAACAGAUAUCGGAUCUGUGAAAAUGGAUCUCUGUUUGUAGGCAGGUCAAUUCAUUAGACCUUUUCUGAACUUGUGGACCGUCGACACUGAAACCUCAAACAACUGUCUUUUCUAUGUCUGCAUCCAAAAUAGCACCCUAUUUCCUAUAUAGAGUACUAGUUUUGACUCGGGCACCCUAUUUCCUAUAUAGAGCACUAGUUUUGACUCGGGCACCCUAUUUCCUAUAUAGAGCACUAGUUUUGACUCGGGCACCCUAUUUCCUAUAUAGAGCACUAGUUUUGACUCGGGCACCCUAUUUCCUAUAUAGAGCACUAGUUUUGACUCGGGCACCCUAUUUCCUAUAUAGAGCACUAGUUUUGACUCGGGCACCCUAUUUCCUAUAUAGAGCACUAGUUUUGACUCGGGCACCCUAUUUCCUAUAUAGAGCACUAGUUUUGACUCGGGCACCCUAUUUCCUAUAUAGAGCACUAGUUUUGACUCGGGCACCCUAUUUCCUAUAUAGAGUACUAGUUUUGACUCGGGCACCCUAUUUCCUAUAUAGAGCACUAGUUUUGACUCGGGCACCCUAUUUCCUAUAUAGAGCACUAGUUUUGACUCGGGCACCCUAUUUCCUAUAUAGAGCACUAGUUUUGACUCGGGCACCCUAUUUCCUAUAUAGAGCACUAGUUUUGACUCGGGCACCCUAUUUCCUAUAUAGAGCACUAGUUUUGACUCGGGCACCCUAUUUCCUAUAUAGAGCACUAGUUUUGACUCGGGCACCCUAUUUCCUAUAUAGAGCACUAGUUUUGACUCGGGCACCCUAUUUCCUAUAUAGAGCACUAGUUUUGACUCGGGCACCCUAUUUCCUAUAUAGAGUACUAGUUUUGACCCGAGUACCCUAUUCCCAAUAUAGUACACUACUUUUGACUCGGUAACCCUAUUCCCUAAUCCCUAUAUAGAGCACUACUUUCGACCAGAGCCCUUGCUAAAAGUACUGCACUAUAUAGGAAAUGGGGUUAAAUUUGGGAGGCCUGACUCUGAGGUGCCCUUACAAUAAAUGACUGAACUGGCAUGGAUGUUUUUAGCACCCAUGUUAAUAUUUUUAUGCAAAUAUCUGUGUCUUCAGUUAUGUGUGAGCUCUUUGGCCACACACACCAGUGGUGUGUUUGACGUCGUAAUGAGAAUGCAUUAGCUGAAAAGAACCCCAUACCUACUGUACAAACUGGUGGUGGAUCUAAGAUGUUAUGGGGCUAUUCUGCUUCUACUAGUCCUGGGGCACUUGUUAAGGUCAACGGCGUCAUGAACUUUACCCAGUACCAGGACAUUUUGGCCCAAAAUCUGGUUGCCUCUGCCAGGAGGCUGAAACUUGGCCGCAAGUGAAUCUUCCAGUAAGACAAUAACCCCAAGCACACAUCAAAAUCAACAUUUUGCAAUGGCCAUCAGUCUCCGGACUUGAAACCCAUUGAAAACCAGUGGUUUGAAUUGAAGAGGGCAGUCCAUAAGCGCAGACAAUGGUUAUGAAGGAUCUGGAAGGAUUCUGUAUGAAGGAAUGGUCUUAGAUCCCUCCCAAUGUAUUCUCUAACUCAUAAAACAUUUUAGAAAAAGGCUCAGUGCCAUUAUCCUCACAAGGUGAGGUUUUGAAAACAGGGUCUCUUUAUCUGAGCAGUUGUAUUAGUAUAAAAUAAUAUAAUUUCCCAAUUAUAUGUUUGCAGAAAAAAGCCAAGGGAUGGGUUUCUCAAUACCUUCAAAAAUAUUUAUUUGAAGUUUUUCAAUACAUUUUAAUAUUUAUAGCUACUUUGUAAGUUAUUACCUGCAGUCAACUUGUUCAAUACGUUAGGAGAUAAAGCAGAUUGCGUUCUUCAUUUCACCUGUCACAUUAUUUUACAUGAUGAAGGUUAGCAUAGUUCCCAGAACAGUUGAGCCAGUCACGUGUUCAUUGUAAAGAGCACAACAAGAGAAAGUGGAGCUGGUGAGUCCAUAGCGUUCUAUCGACAAGUCUCUGUUGUACGGCGCACGAGGUGAUGAAGUUACACAUGUAUGCAAUCCCUACUAAAUGUUUGACAUCAGAUAUCUUAUAAAUGCUUUCUGCUGUGUUUUAAAAGUCAAAAAGCUCGGUUAUCUGUACAGCUGCCAUUGUUUCCUACUAGCAUUUCUUCCUCCUCCAUUCUUCUCCACUCUGCUCCGUGUACACAUUUUGUUCGUUUUCACAAUUUCUCUUGUUCACUUACGCUUGUAAAUGUCCACAUUCAUCGAAAAUGACAUUCGGUAACUAGCUAUGCAUGUUUAACUUUAUGAGCUGGAUUUGCCUAUAUUUGCAAUUAGUUUGUUCGUUUUCGCUCGUUAGCAUUUAGCUAACAGAGUAUAUGUGAUUUCGCUAUUACUUGUGCUAAGUUUGUUAGCAUUCCGGUAAUAGAAGCCCAAUGGGCUUUUUCUUCUCUUUGUGCCCCCUUGUGUGCUAUGCCGGUAAUACCGUAAAUCCCAGGAUGGCAGAAGAACAGUAUGACAUUUUGAAAAUCUGGAUACCUCCCAAGCCUAAUACAAUGUACUGUGUAGCUCAGUAUUUUUAUAAUUUGUUUUAUACAGUCAUGUUUGCUCAUCUUUAUCAAGGGGGGGCAAUAAUUUCAGACCCCUUCGGAAAGUAUUCAGACCCCUUGACUUUUUCCACAUUUUGUUACUUUACAGCCUUAUUCUAAAAUGGAUUACAUACAAAUAUUUUCUCAGCAAUCUACACACAAUACCUCAUAAUAACAAAGUGAAAACUGCUUUUUAGACAUUUUUGCAAAUGUAUUAAAAUAAACAAAAAACAGAAACAGGGGGAAUUUAAUUCAUUUUAGAAUAAGGCUGUAACCUAACAAAAUGUGGAAAAAGUCAAGGGGUCUGAAUACUUUCCGAAGGAACUGUAUGUGAUGUGUAUUAUGUGCUUCUUCUUUUGUGUGUGUGUGUGUGUGUGUGUGUGUGUGUGUGUGUGUGUGUGUGUGUGUGUGCGCGCGCGCGCGCGUCUGCCUGCCCGCCUGCCUGUCUGUCUGGGGGUUUAAGUGGUUAUUGUUCCAGGUCAGCUAAUUUAAUUGGCCGAGAGCGCUGGCCGUUGUUAAUGAGCGUGUGCAGCCCGGUGACACACACACACACAGGCCUAGUGGACAGCUUUACGGUCUGACCUGAUGUCACACUGCAUGAAUCGCCAAGCAGAAGAAACACCACACACACAGGCCUAGUGGACAGCUUUACGGUCUGACCUGAUGUCACACUGCAUGAAUCGCCAAACAGAAGAGACACUACUUUUAUUAUGUAUUCUAUAAUAUAUAUACAGUACCAGUCAAAAGUUUGGACACACCUCAAGGGUUUUUCUUUAAUUUUACUAUUUUCUACAUUGUAGAAUAAUAGUGAAGACAUCAAAACUAUGAAAUAACACAUAUGGAAUCAUGUAGUAACCAAAAAAGUGUUCAACAAAUCAAAAUAUAUUUUAGAUUCUUCAAAGUAGCCACCCUUUGCCUUGAUGCCAGCUUUGCAUUCUCUCAACAAGCUUCAUGAGGUAGUCACCUGGAAUGCUUUUCCAACAGUCUUGAAGGAGUUCCUACAUAUGCUGAGCACUUGUUGGCUGCUUUUCCUUCACUCUGCGGUCCAACUCAUCCCAAACCAUCUCAAUUGGGUUGAGGUCGGGGGAUUGUGGAGGCCAGGUCAUCUGAUGCAGCACUCCAUCACUCUCCUUCUAGUUCAAAUAGCCCUUACACAGCCUGAAGGUGUGUUUUGUGUCAUUGUCCUGUUGAAAAACAAAUGAUAGUCCCAUUAAGUGCAAACCAGAUGGGAUGGUGUAUCGCUGCAGAAUGCUGUGGUAGCCAUGCUGGUUAAGUGUGCCUUGAAUUCUGAAUAAAACACUGACAGUGUCACCAGCAAAGCACCAUCACACCUCCUCCUCCAUGCUUCACGGUGGGAACCACACAUGCGGAGAUCAUCCGUUCACCUACUCUGCGUCUCACAAAGACACGGCGGUUGGAACCAAGAAUCUCAAAUUUGGACUCAUCAGACCACAUGACAGAUUUCCACCGGUCUAAUGUCGAUUGCUCGUGUUUUUGGCCCAAGCAAGUCUCUUCUUCUUAUUGGUGUGCUUUAGUAGUGGUUUCUUUGCAGCAAUUCGACCAUGAAGGCCUGAUUCACACAGUCUCCUCUGAACAGUUGAUGUUGAGAUGUGUCUGUUACUUGAACUCUGUGAGGUGCAAUCUGAGGUGCAGUUAAUUGCCCAUUUCUGAGGCUGAUAACUCUAAUGAACUUAUCCUCUGCAGCACAGGUAACUCUGGGUCUUCCUUUCCUGUGGCGGUCCUCAUGAGAGCCAGUUUCAUCAUAGCGCUUGAUGGUUUUUGGGACUGCACUUGAAGAAACGUUCAAAGUUCUUGAAAUUUUCCGGAUUGACUGACCUUCAUGUCUUAAGUCGCUCUGGAUAAGAGCGUCUGCUAAAUGACUAAAAUGUAAAUGUAAAUGUUAAAUUAAUGAUGGACUGUCAUUUCUCUUUGCUUAUGUGAGCUGUUCUUGCCAUAAUAUGGACUUGGUCUUUUACCAAAUAGGGCUAUCUUCUGUAUACCUUGUCACAACACAACUGAUUGGCUCAAACGCAUUAAGAAGGAAAGAAAUUCCACAAAUUAACUUUUAAUAAGGCACACCUGUUAAUUGAAAUACAUUCCAGGUGACUACCUCAUGAAGUUGGUUGAGAGAAUGCCAUCAAGGAAAAGGGUGGCUACUUUGAAGAAUCUAAAAUCUAAAAUAUAUUUCUAUUUGUUUAACACUUUUUUGGUUACUUCAUGAUUCCAUAUGUGUUAUUUCAUCAUUUUGAUGCCUUGGGUAUUGUUCUACAAUGUAGAAAAUAGUAAAAAUAAAGAAAAACCCUGGAAUGAGUAGGUGUGUCCAAACUUUUGGCUGGUACUGUAUAUGUAUGUAUGUAUGUAUGUAUGUAUGUAUGUAUGUAUGUAUGUAUGUAUGUGCAGUGGGGAGAACAAGUAUUUGAUACACUGCCGAUUUUGCAAGUUUUCCUACUUACAAAGCAUGUAGAGGUCUGUAAUUUUUUAUCAUAGGUACACUUCAACUGUGAGAGACGGAAUCUAAAACAAAAAUCCAGAAAAUCACAUUGUAUGAUUUUUAAGUAAUUAAUUUGCAUUUUAUUGCAUGACAUAAGUAUUUGAUACAUCAGAAAAGCAGAACUUAAUAUUUGGUACAGAAACCUUUGUUUGCAAUUACAGAGAUCAUACGUUUCCUGUAGGUCUUGACCAGGUUUGCACACACUGCAGCAGGGAUUUUGGCCCACUCCUCCAUACAGACCUUCUCCAGAUCCUUCAGGUUUCGGGGCUGUCACUGGGCAAUACAGACUUUCAGCUUCCUCCAAAGAUUUUCUAUUGGGUUCAGGUCUGGAGACUGGCUAGGCCACUCCAGGACCUGGAGAUGCUUCUUACGGAGCAACUGCUUAGUUGCCCUGGCUGUGUGUUUCGGGUCGUUGUCAUGCUGGAAGACCCAGCCACGACCCAUCUUCAAUGCUCUUACUGAGGGAAGGAGGUUGUUGGCCAAGAUCUCGCGAUACAUGGCCCCAUCCAUCCUCCCCUCAAUACGGUGCAGUCGUCCUGUCCCCUUUGCAGAAAAGCAUCCCCAAAGAAUGAUGUUUCCACCUCCAUGCUUCACGGUUGGGAUGGUGUUCUUGGGGUUGUACUCAUCCUUCUUCUUCCUCCAAACACGGCGAGUGGAGUAUAGACCAAAAAGCUAUAUUUUUGUCUCAUCAGACCACAUGACUUUCUCCCAUUCCUCCUCUGGAUCAUCCAGAUGGUCAUUGGCAAACUUCAGACGGGCCUGGACAUGCGCUGGCUUGAGCAGGGGGACCUUGCGUGUGCUGCAGGAUUUUAAUCCAUGACGGCGUAGUGUGUUACUAAUGGUUUUCUUUGAGACUGUGGUCCCAGCUCUCUUCAGGUUAUUGACCAGGUCCUGCCGUGUAGUUCUGGGCUGAUCCCUCACCUUCCUCAUGAUCAUUGAUGCCCCACGAGGUGAGAUCUUGCAUGGAGCCCCAGACCGAGGGUGAUUGACCGUCAUCUUGAACUUCUUCCAUUUUCUAAUAAUUGCGCCAACAGUUGUUGCCUUCUCACCAAGCUGCUUGCCUAUUGUCCUGUAGCCCAUCCCAGCCUUGUGCAGGUCUACAAUUUUAUCCCUGAUGUCCUUACACAGCUCUCUGGUCUUGGCCAUUGUGGAGAGGUUGGAGUCUGUUUGAUUGAGUGUGUGGACAGGUGUCUUUUAUACAAGUAACGAGUUCAAACAGGUGCAGUUAAUACAGGUAAUGAGUGGAGAACAGGAGGGCUUCUUAAAGAAAAACUAACAGGUCUGUGAGAGCCGGAAUUCUUACUGGUUGGUAGGUGAUCAAAUACUUAUGUCAUGCAAUAAAAUGCAAAUUAAUUACUUAAAAAUCAUACAAUGUGAUUUUCUGGAUUUUUGUUUUAGAUUCAGUCUCUCACAGUUGAAGUGUACCUAUGAUAAAAAUGACAGACCUCUACAUGCUUUGUAAGUAGGAAAACCUGCAAAAUCGGCAGUGUAUCAAAUACUUGUUCUCCCCACUGUAUGUGUGUGUGUGUGUAUAUACAGUUGAAGUCGGAGGUUUACAUACACCUUAGCCAAAUACAUUUAAACUCAGUUUUUUACAAUUCUUGACAUUUCAUCCUAGUAAAAAUUGCCUGUCUUAGGUCAGUUAGGAUCAGCACUUUAUUUUAAGAAUGUGAAAUGUGAGAAUAAUAGUAGAGAGAAUUAUUUCUUUCAGCUUUUAUUUAUUUCAUCACAUUCCCAGUGGGUCAGAAGUUUACAUACACUCAAUUAGUAUUUGGUAGCAUUGCCUUUAAAUUGUUUAACUUGGGUCAAACGUUUCGGGUAGCCUUCCUUGGGGUCAUUGUCCAUUUGGAAGACCCAUUUGCGACCAAGCUUUAACUUCCUGACUGAUGUCUUGAGAUUUUGCUUCAAUAUAUCCACAUAAUUUUCCUUCCUCAUGAUGCCAUCUAUUUUGUGAAGUGCAGCAGUACCUCCUGCAGCAAAGCACCCUCAGAGCAUGAUGCUGCCACCCCCGUGCUUCACGGUUGGGAUGGUGUUCUUCGGCUUGCAAGCUACCCCCUUUUCCUCCAAACAUAACGAUGGUCAUUAUGGCCAAACAGUUCUAUUUUUGUUUCAUCCGUCCAGAGGACAUUUCUCCAAAAAGUAUGAUCUUUGUCCCCAUGUGCAGUUGCAAACCGUAGUCUGGCUUUUUUAUGGGGGUUUUGGAGCAGUAGCUUCUUCCUUGCUGAGCGGCCUUUCAGGUUAUGUCGAUAUAGGACUCAUUUUACUGUGGAUAUAGAUACUUUUGUACCUGUUUCCUCCAGCAUCUUCACAAGGUCCUUUGCUGUUGUUCUGGGAUUGAUUUGCACUUUUCGCACCAAAGUACGUUUAUCUCUAGGAGACAGAACGCGUCUCCUUCCUGAGCGGUAUGACGGCUGCAUGGUCCCAUGGUGUUUAUACACUGCUCCAAAAAAUGAAGGGAACACUAAAAUAACACAUCCUAGAUCUGAAUGAAUGAAAUAAUCUUAUUAAAUACUUUUUUCUUUACAUAGUUGAAUGUGCUGACAACAAAAUCACACAAAAAUUAUCAAUGGAAAUCAAAUUUGUCAACCCAUGGAGGUCUGGAUUUGGAGUCACACUCAAAAUUAAAGUGGAAAACCACACUACAGGCUGAUCCAACUUUGAUGUAAUGUCCUUAAAACAAGUCAAAAUGAGGCUCAGUAGUGUGUGUGGCCUCCACGUGCCUGUAUGACCUCCCUACAACGCCUGGGCAUGCUCCUGAUGAGGUGGCGGAUGGUCUCCUGUGGCAUCUCCUCCCAGACCUGGACUAAAGCAUCCGCCAACUCCUGGACUGUCUGUGGUGCAACGUGGCGUUGGUGGAUGGAGCGAGACAUGAUGUCUCAGAUGUGCUCAAUUGGAUUCAGGUCUGGGGAACGGGCGGGCCAGUCCAUAGCAUCAAUGCCUUCCUCUUGCAGGAACUGCUGACACACUCCAGCCACAUGAGGUCUAGCAUUGUCUUGCAUUAGGAGGAACCCAGGGCCAACCGCACCAGCAUAUGGUCUCACAAGGGGUCUGAGGAUCUCAUCUCGGUACAUAAUGGCAGUCAGGCUACCUCUGGCGAGCACAUGGAGGGCUGUGCGGCCCCCCAAAGAAAUGCCACCCCACACCAUGACUGACCCACCGCCAAACCGGUCAUGCUGGAGGAUGUUGCAGGCAGCAGAACGUUCUCCACGGCGUCUCCAGACUCUGUCACGUCUGUCACAUGUGCUCAGUGUGAACCUGCUUUCAUCUGUGAAGAGUACAGGGCGCCAGUGGCAAAUUUGCCAAUCUUGGUGUUCUCUGGCAAAUGCCAAACGUCCUGCACGGUGUUGGGCUGUAAGCACAACCCCCACCUGUGGACGUUGGGCCCUCAUACCACCCUCAUGGAGUCUGUUUCUGACUGUUUGAGCAGACACAUGCACAUUAGUGGCCUGCUGGAGGUCAUUUUGCAGGGCUCUGGCAGUGCUCCUCCUGCUCCUCCUUGCACAAAGGCGGAGGUAGCGGUCCUGUUGCUGGGUUGUUGCCCUCCUACGGCUUCCUCCACGUCUCCUGAUGUACUGGCCUGUCUCCUGGUAGCGCCUCCAUGCUCUGGACACUACGCUGACAGACACAGCAAACCUUCUUGCCACAGCUCGCAUUGAUGUGCCAUCCUGGAUGAGCUGCACUACCUGAGCCACUUGUGUGGGUUGUAGACUCCGUCUCAUGCUACCACUAGAGUGAAAGCACCGCCAGCAUUCAAAAGUGACCAAAACAUCAGCCAGGAAGCAUAGGAACUGAGAAGUGGUCUGUGGUCACCACCUGCAGAACCACUCCUUUAUUGGGGGUGUCUUGCUAAUUGCCUAUAAUUUCCACCUGUUGUCUAUUCCAUUUGCACAACAGCAUGUGAAAUGUAUUGUCAAUCAGUGUUGCUUCCUAAGUGGACAGUUUGAUUUCACAGAAGUGUGAUUGACUUGGAGUUACAUUGUGUUGUUUAAGUGUUCCCUUUAUUUUUUUGAGCAGUGUACUUGCGUACUAUUGUUUGUAUAGAUGAACGUGGUACCUUCAGGUGUUUGGAAAUUGCUCCCAAGGAUUAACCAGACUUGUGGCGGUCUAUAAUUUUUUUUCUGAGGUCUUGGCUGAUUUCUUUUGAUUUUCUCAUGAUGUCAAGCAAAGAAGCAUUGAGUUUGAAGGUAGGACUUGAAAUACAUCCACAGGUGCACCUCCAAUUGACUCAACUGAUGUCAAUUAGCCUAUCAGAAGCUUCUAAAGCCAUGACAUCAUUUUCUGGAAUUUUCCAAGCUGUUUAAAGGCACAGUCAACUUAGUGUAUGUAAACUUCUGACCCACUGGAAUUGUGAUACAGUGAAUUAUAAGUGAAAUAAUCUGUCUGUAAACAAUUGUUGGAAAAAUUAAUUGUGUCAUGCACAAAGUAGAUGUCCUAACCGACUUGCCAAAACUAUAGUUUGUUAAGUUUUAAUGACUCCAACCUAAGUGUAUGUAAACUUCUGACUUCAACUGUCUAUAUGUAUUAUAUUAUUAUUAGUAUCACUGCAUUGUUGGGAAAGAGCUCUCAAGGUAAGAAUGGCACUGUACUGUUCUACACCUGUUGUAUCCUGUGCACGUGGUGAAUAAAUGUUGAAACUUGAAACUAGAUGCGACACACACACUAUGCAAAUUAAUUACAACACACAGCCUGUCAAUCAGUAUUAGAUCCCCCCCCCCACAUUGUUGUUAGCCUUUUUGUGUGAGCUUCGUUAAAACAUGUCUGUCUGGUUUCAUUUACGUUACUCUGUCAUUAUCUGAAGCAGUUAGAGGUUGUUACUCCAUAGACAAUCAUGACCAUGCAGGCAGUUACUCCAUAGACAAUCAUGACAACACAGAUUGUUACUCCAUAGACAAUCAUGACAACAUAGAUAGCUACUCCAUAGACAAUCAUGACAACAUGGAUAGUUACUCCAUAGACAAUCAUGACAACACACAUUGUUACUCCAUAGACAAUCAUGACAACACAGAUUGUUACUCCAUAGACAAUCAUGACAACAUAGAUAGCUACUCCAUAGCCAAUCAUGACAACAUGGAUAGUUACUAGGGGUGUAACGAUCCAUCUACUACAUCGAUGUAUCGAUUUAUAUUCCUAUGAUCCAACUACAUCGAUCUGUGCUCGGCGAGUUGGCCUUUUGGACAACAUAUAUCGAUCUAACAUCGUUUUAAAAUGUAAUAAAUCGAUUGUAUCGAUACUAGGAAAUAACCCAUUGGAUUUAAGCACGUCAGACUUUAUAUGGAUGUUUUUUCUUAGCACUUUUAAUGAUAAAGGCUUUAAACAUUACUCGAUUCAGUCUGCCUAUCCGUGACGUCAUCGCGCCAACAGCAGCGCAAAGGCGCAAAGACAACAAAACAUAGGAUGGCGGACGACAGAGGAGAAGCCGACGAGCGAGAAAUUAUCAAGCCACCAUUGCGGUCCUUACAAGAAACAGGAAUCUAGGAAACUUCACCUGCACUGUCCAGUAUCCAGGUAUUUAUUUCAGUCACACUGGUUGAAUUUUUGGCUAAAAGGUUACUGAAUCGAUUUCAAGUCACUGAAUCGUUUCGGAUCGUAUCGUUCUAAAUGAACCAAUAUCGUCCUUGAAUCGUAUCGACAACCACGAAUCGUGAUACAAAUCGAAUCGUUGUUAAAACGAAUCGUUACACCCCUAAUAGUUACUCCAUAGACAAUCAUGACAACACAGAUUGUUACUCCAUAUACAAUCAUGACAACACAGAUUGCUACUCCAUAGACAAUCAUGACAACAUAGAUAGCUACUCCAUAGACAGUGACAAUGGGGUUUUAGUAGACUCCACCUUGCUUCUAUCGAAUCUAUUCUAUACAUCUAGUCUAUUUAAAUUAGAUGUAAGCUAAUGUUAGCAUUUAGUUGCUCAUUGAUUUGCUAUGGACUUCAUAUUUAUUGAACAUAUGAAUAGCGUUUAGUGACAGAGGGAGAGCUCUUCUGUGAGUGUUGUAUUGUUGUGUUAGCAGCUAUGUGUGUAAUGUUAUGGACUUACAUUAGAUUAGCAUGAGAAAGAGGUAUUGUGACAAGGACAGAACUUUUGUGCCUCCCAUUGUGUUGUAGUUCAGGGACUAGCAUCUGCUGUAAGGCUGUGUGUGUGUGUUUGUGUGUGUGUGUGUGUGUGUGUGUGUGUGUGUGUGUGUGUGUGUGUGUGUGUGUGUGUGUGUGUGUGUGUGUGUGUGUGUGUGUGUGUGUGUGUGUGUGUGUGUUCAUUCAGACUAAUGUACGUGAGGCCCAAUGACACGCUUCAUGGAGCGCAGUGACAAAAGUUCUCUCUCUCACUCACUCACUCACACACACACACACACACAGCAGUGAGACAAAGGCUCCUGUAAAGAUAAGUAACCGAAGCCAUGCACACAACAGGGGCCACAGAGAGGAGAUUAAAUCAAAGACCUGUGUGUGUCUUUGCUUGUGUGUGUCGGCCCCCCUGUUGGUACAUUCCCCCCGUUACAGUUAGAGCUGAGCACCCGCCACUCUAACCCUGCACACGUACACACACAAUGAAACACACACCCAUUCGCCCUACUGGACCCAAUUGUGCCGAGAUAUAUGUUACUCACGUGGUUCCCCAGUGUGUGUGUGUGUGUGUGUGUGUGUGUGCGUGUGCGUGCCACCUCAUAAUCUGUCUGGUGUUGUUCCUCCUUUCUCCCAUCUGUUGCCUGCAACCAGAGUCUGUCGCUCGGGGCCCCUAACGGCCAGGUGCAGGGGCCCGCGUACACACUGGUACAGUAAUUGUGGCAUUGUGUGUGUGUGUGAAGCAGCAGAAGGCAUUGCCUCAUCUCCACAGCAGGUUGCACAUAGCCGGGCCCUCACCAACACACACACACACACACAGUCUCUCUCCCCUAGAACACAGUGACACAGUGUUGAACUGGAUGUCAGUGUGACUGACUGCUUUGGAAGAACACAUGUAUCUCUAUAACCCCCCCUAUUGUCAGAGCCUGAUGGAGGGAGGGAGAGAGAGGGGGGAGGUAGAGGUAGAGAGAGGCAGGGAGAGAGAGGGAGGUAGAGAGAGGCAGGGAGAGAGAGGGAGGUAGCGCGUGGGAGGUAGCGCGUGGGAGGUAGAGCGAGGGAGGUAGAGAGAGAGAGAGGGAGAGGGAGAGAGACCGGGACAGGGAGAAGCUGAGUUGGAUAACAGUAUUCAUGAUCCCUUCCUUGUCUGCCACCACUGCUGAGCAAAGCUUAGCCAAGACAGGGUUCUUUCUCGUGUGGAGUAGAUACCAUUGUCCGCUCCAUGCAUUACAUCUAAGUUAAUAUUUAUGGAUUUAUGGGUCAGGGCCCGUAUCCACAAGGUGUCUCAGAUUAGGAGUGCUGAUCUAGGAUCCGUUUAGCCUUUUCAGUCAUAAUGAAUAAGAUGAUAUGGACAGGGAUGACCAGACCUGACUCUGAGAUGUUUUGGGGAUACAGGCCCUGAUCUUUGUAUCUAUAGGCCAUUUUAUUAAGCAUUAUCCUGGUCAGUGGUGUACUUCAAACUAAAUCUCUGUCUUUAUGUACUUCAAACUAAAUCUGUCUUUAUGUACUUCAAACUAAAUCUCUGUCUUUAUGUACUUCAAACGAAAUCUCUCUCUUUAUGUACUUCAAACUAAAUCUCUCUCUUUAUGUACUUCAAACUAAAUCUCUGUCUUUAUGUACUUCAAACUAAAUCUGUCUUUAUGUACUUCAAACUAAAUCUCUGUCUUUAUGUACUUCAAACUAAAUCUGUCUUUAUGUACUUCAAACUAAAUCUCUCUCUUUAUGUACUUCAAACGAAAUCUCUGUCUCUGUCUCUCUCUGUAUCAAGGUGAUCUCCAGUGAUCCGUCCUGGGUUCCUACCACAGAAGAGGAGUACCUCCACUUUGGAGAGAAGGCUGAUUCGGCCAAUCAGGCUCUGAAAUACAUGAACGCUGUUCGCCGGCGCAAAGGACUGUACGUGGAGGAGAAGAUAGUGGAGCACGGCGAGAAACAGAGAACACUUAGCAAGAACAAAUAG
Coregonus sp. 'balchen' is the source of this 25991-nucleotide messenger RNA. Lineage: Eukaryota; Metazoa; Chordata; Actinopteri; Salmoniformes; Salmonidae. The record is from the annotation of a GenBank genome assembly.